Molecule: messenger RNA, 12771 nt
Organism: Sardina pilchardus (European sardine)
Lineage: Eukaryota; Metazoa; Chordata; Actinopteri; Clupeiformes; Clupeidae
Gene: csmd3b
Product: CUB and Sushi multiple domains 3b
Exons: 70
Coding region: 1-10818 (3605 amino acids)
Source: RefSeq, a predicted model, not a curated record
AUGAAAAUAAAUGGCAUAGAGGGGUAUCACAUCAGGUCGACGGAAAUCUUUAACAUUUUCAAGAGAGGAUGUAUUAAACGUGGUCCAGGGGACUUUUUACAAGCUAAGAAAAUGAGGAUUAAAACUGGAGUUAUAUUUUGGAAUCUCGUAUUUUUUAUGAUGGUCACGUGUGUGCGAGGUUUCAUAUAUACGUGUGGUGGGACGUUGAAAGGACGAAAUGGGACCAUUGAAAGCCCCGGUUUUCCGUACGGAUAUCCCAACGGGGCUAACUGUACGUGGGUAAUCGUGGUGGAGGAGGGGAACCGCAUUCAAAUAGUCUUUCAGUCAUUUGCGAUUGAGGAGGAAUAUGACUUUUUAUCGCUCUACGACGGGCACCCUCAUCCAGCCAACUUCAGGACGAGGUUAACGGGUUUCCAGAUGCCGCCGCCAGUCACGAGCACGGGGUCGGUUUUCUCCCUGCGCCUCACCAGUGACUUCGCCGUCAGCGCGCACGGCUUCAAAAUAUACUACGAAGAGUUGCAGAGCAGUGCAUGUGGGAACCCCGGUGUCCCCCCAAAAGGCAUCCUGUCCGGCACGCGCUUCAACGUGGGAGACAAGAUCCGCUACAGCUGCGUGACGGGCUACGUGCUGGACGGCCAUCCCCAGCUCACCUGCAUGACCAACGCUGCCAAUAUGGCCGUGUGGGACUUCCCUGUCCCUAUCUGCAGAGCUGAGGACACAUGUGGUGAUACUCUGAGGGGUUCAAGUGGCAUCAUAUCAAGUCCCAAUUUCCCGAGUGAAUAUUACAAUAAUGCGGACUGUACGUGGACCAUACUUGCUGAUCCCGGAGACACCAUUUCCGUAAUUUUUACAGACUUCCAGACAGAGGAAAAGUACGACUACUUGGAGGUGGAAGGAUCGGAGCCGCCAACAAUUUGGUUAUCGGGGAUGAAUGUGCCGUCACCCAUUGUCAGCAACAAGAACUGGCUGAGGCUACACUUUGUAACCGACAGCAACCAUCGAUACAAAGGCUUCAGUGCCCAUUACCAAGUGAAAAGGUCCGUAGAUUUUAAAUCUAGAGGAGUAAAAUUAUUCCCAGGCAAAGACAACAACAACAAGUUUUCUAUCUUGAACGAGGGCGGCAUCAAGCAGGCGUCCAACUCUUGCCCGGACCCAGGGGAGCCUGACAAUGGCAAGCGCAUUGGCUCCGACUUCAGCAUCGGGGCUACAUCUCAGUUCACCUGUGAUGAGCACCACGUUCUCCAGGGCUCCAAGACCAUCACCUGUCAGCGGGUAGCGGAGGUGUUCGCAGCGUGGAGUGACCAUCGGCCCGUCUGCAAAGAGAAAACAUGCGGCUCCAAUCUGCAGGGUCCCUCCGGAACCUUCACAUCACCGAAUUUCCCCAUUCAGUAUGACAGCAACUCCCAGUGUGUUUGGAUUAUCACCGCCAGUAACCCUAAUAAGGUAAUACAGAUUAACUUUGAGGAGUUUGACCUGGAGAUUGCCUACGACACGCUAACCAUCGGCGAUGGAGGGGAAGUUGGUGACCCGGCCACGGUGCUGCAAGUACUGACCGGCAGCUUCGUUCCUGACCUCAUAGUCAGCAUGACCCACCAGAUGUGGCUGCACCUCCAGUCGGACGAGAGUGUGGGAUCCAUCGGCUUCAAGAUCAACUACAAAGAAAUCGACAAGGAGAGCUGUGGGGAUCCAGGGACGCCUUUGUACGGCAUUCGGGACCGGGAGGGAGACGGCUUCUCCAACGGGAACGUGCUCCGCUUCGAGUGCCAGUUUGGCUUCGAGCUGAUUGGUGAGAGGACCAUCUCCUGCCAGGACAACAACCAGUGGUCUGCCAACGUCCCCAUGUGCAUCUUCCCCUGCCUGUCCAACUUCACGGCCCCGAUGGGGACAGUGCUGUCGCCGGACUACCCGGAGGGCUACGGCAAGAACCUCAACUGCGUGUGGCUCAUCCUGUCGGAGCCCGGCAGCCGCAUCCACCUGGCCUUCAACGACUUCGACCUGGAGGCGCCCUACGACUUCCUGACGGUGAAGGACGGCGAGUUCCUGGACUCGCCCGUCCUGGGGCGCUUCUCGGGCGCCGAGGUGUCCUCGCACCUGACCGGCAACACCAACAUCCUCCGGCUGGAGUUCCAGGCCGACCACUCCAUGUCCGGCCGAGGGUUCAACAUCACCUACACCACGUUCGGCCACAACGAGUGUCCAGACCCCGGCAUCCCGCUGAACGCCCGGCGCUUCGGCGACAACUUCCAGCUGGGCAGCUCCAUCUCGGUGAUCUGCGAGGAGGGCUUCAUCAAGACGCAGGGCGCCGAGACCAUCACCUGCGAGCUGGCCAACGGCAAGGUCAUGUGGAGCGGCCCCAUCCCCAAAUGUGAAGCUCCAUGUGGUGGCCACUUCUCGGCUCCCAGCGGGGUGAUCCUGUCUCCGGGGUGGCCUGGGUACUACAAGGACUCGCUGAACUGUGAGUGGGUGAUCGAAGCCGAGGUGGGCCGCUCCAUCAAGAUCACCUUUGACAAAUUUCAGACGGAGAUCAAUUACGAUUUCCUGGAGCUGCACGACGGCCCCAAUCUGCUGUCGCCGCUGAUUGGCUCCUUCAACGGCAGCCAGGUCCCCCAGUUCCUGUUCAGCAGCGCCAAUCACCUGUACAUGCUCUUCACCACGGACAACAGCCGCUCCGACAGCGGCUUCAAGAUCCUCUACGAGGGCGUCACCGUGGACACCUACUCCUGCCUGGACCCCGGCAUCCCGGUGAACGGCCUGCGCUACGGCCAGGACUUCUCCAUCGGCUCCACGGUGUCGUUCGGCUGCGACCCGGGCUACCGGCUGAGCCACGAGGAGCCGCUGGUCUGCGAGAAGAACCACUGGUGGAGCCACCCGCUCCCCACCUGCGAUGCUCUGUGUGGGGGCGAUGUGCGGGGCCCCGGUGGCACUAUCCUGUCCCCCGGGUACCCCGAGAUGUACCCCAGCUCCCUGAACUGCACCUGGACGGUGGAGGUCAGCCAUGGCAAAGGCGUCCAGUUCACCUUUGUCACGUUCCACCUGGAGGAUCACCAUGACUACCUGCUGAUCACGGAGAAUGGCAGCUUCGUUCGGCCGCUGGCCCGUCUCACUGGCGCCGAGCUGCCCUCGCCCAUCAACGCUGGUCUCUACGGCAACUUCAAGGCCCAGCUGCGCUUCAUCUCCGACUUCUCCAUCUCCUACGCCGGUUUCAACAUCACCUUCUCAGAGUACAACCUGGAGCCGUGCGAGGACCCCGGCCUGCCUCCUUACGGCCGCCGUAACGGCUACAGCUUCGGCAUCGGCGACACGCUCACCUUCUCGUGCAACGUGGGCUACCGCCUGGAGGGGGCGCCGGAGAUCAUCUGCCUGGGAGGGGGGCGGCGCAUGUGGAGCGCACCUCUGCCAAGGUGUGUGGCCGAGUGCGGUUCAUCUGUCAUCAACAACGAGGGCAUCCUGCUGUCCCCGAACUACCCCAUGAACUACGACAACAACCACGAGUGCAUCUACAGUAUCCAGGUUCAAGCGGGCAAAGGCAUCAACAUCUCAGCCAGGACCUUCCAUCUGGCUCAGGGGGACAUCCUCAAGAUCUACGAUGGGAAGGACAACACGGCUCACGUGCUCGGGGCGUUCACAGGCUCAGCCAUGCUGGGCCUCACGCUCAUCAGCACCUCCAACCACCUCUGGCUGGAGUUCUUCUCCGACGCCGAGGCCACUGGCGAGGGCUUCAAGCUGGUCUACUCCAGUUUCGAGCUGUCGCACUGCGAGGAUCCCGGCGUGCCCCAGUUUGGCUACAAGGUCAACGACCAGGGCCACUUCUCCGGCAGCACCAUCACCUACAAGUGCAACCCCGGCUACACCCUGCACGGCAGCAGCGUGCUCAGGUGCAUGACGGGCGAGAGACGCACCUGGGACAACCCUCUGCCCUCCUGCAUAGCGGAGUGCGGCGGUCGAUUCAAAGGAGAGUCCACUGGCCGCAUCCUGUCGCCCGGAUACCCGUUUCCCUACGACAACAACCUCCGCUGCACCUGGAUCAUUGAGGUGGACACGGGCAACAUCGUCAGCCUGCAGUUCCUGGCCUUUGACACGGAGGCCUCCCAUGACAUCCUGAAGGUGUGGGACGGCCUCCCGGAGAACGAGAUGUCCCUGCGGGACGUGAGCGGCUCGCUGCUGCCCGAGGGCAUCCACAGCACCCUCAGCGUGGUCACCAUCCAGUUCGAGACCGACUUCUACAUCAGCAAGUCCGGCUUCGCCAUCGAGUUCUCCAGCUCCGUGGCCACCGCCUGCAGGGAUCCCGGCGUUCCGAUGAAUGGCAGCCGGAACGGGGACGGCCGGGAGCCGGGCGACACGGUGACCUUUCAGUGCGACCCGGGCUACGAGCUGCAGGGCGAGGUGAAGAUCACCUGCAUCCAGGUGGAAAACCGCUACUACUGGCAGCCCAGCCCGCCCGUCUGCAUCGCUCCUUGUGGGGGGAACCUGACCGGCUCUUCGGGGUUCAUCUUGUCCCCAAACUACCCGCACCCGUACCCGCACAGCAAGGACUGCGACUGGCUAAUAGCGGUCAACUCGGACUACGUCCUGUCCCUGGCGUUUAUCAGCUUCAGCAUCGAGCCCAACUACGACUUCGUCUACAUCUACGACGGGCCGGACAGCAACAGCCCGCUCAUCGGCAGCUUCCAGGACAGCAAGCUCCCCGAGCGCAUCGAGAGCAGCUCCUACACCAUGUACCUGGCCUUCCGCAGCGACGGCUCUGUCAGCUACACCGGCUUCCACCUGGAGUACAAAGCCAAGCUGCGGGAGUCGUGCUUUGACCCGGGCACAGUGAUGAACGGGACGCGGCUGGGCAGCGACUACAAGCUGGGCUCCACCGUGACGUUCUACUGCGAGGCCGGCUACGUGCUGCAGGGCUACUCCACGCUCACCUGCAUCAUGGGAGACGACGGCAGGCCCGGCUGGAACAGAGUGCUCCCCAGCUGCCAGGCCCCCUGUGGGAGCCGGUCCACUGGUAACGAGGGCACCGUUCUGUCACCCAACUUCCCCCGGAACUACACAUCUGGCCACAGCUGUGUGUACGCCAUCUCCGUGCCCAGGGAGUUUGUGCUGUUUGGACAGUUUGUGUUGUUCCAGACCUCCCUCAAUGACGUGGUGGACAUCUUCGACGGACCCACUCAGCAGUCUCCUCUGCUCUCCUCGCUGUCAGGCUCGCACUCAGGGGAGUCUCUUCCUCUGAGCACCGGGAACCAGAUCACCAUCAAGUUCACCACCGUGGGCCCCGAGACGGCCAAGGGAUUCCACUUCGUCUACCAAGCGGUGCCACGCACAAGUGCCACCCAGUGCAGCUCGGUGCCUGAGCCACGCUUCGGCAAGCGCAUCGGGAACGACUUUGCUGUGGGUGCAUCGGUGACAUUUGAGUGCAACCCUGGCUACAUACUCCACGGCUCCUCGGCCAUCCGCUGUGAAGCAGUGCCCGAGACCCUGGCACAGUGGAACGACUCCUUGCCCACAUGUGUCGUGCCGUGCGGAGGGGUGUUGACGGCGCGCAAGGGCACCAUCCUGUCCCCGGGUUACCCCGAGCCCUACGACAACAACGUCAACUGUGUGUGGAAGGUCUCGGUUCCCGAGGGAGCCGGAAUCCAAAUCCAGGUUGUGAGUUUUGCGACGGAGCAUAACUGGGAUUCCCUGGAGUUCUAUGACGGUCCAGACAGCAAUGCUCCAAGACUAGGAAGCUAUUCAGGGACGACCAUUCCCCCGCUGCUGAACACCACCUCCAACAACCUGUACCUCAACUUCAUCUCCGACAUCAGCGUGUCGGCGGCAGGCUUCCAUCUGGAGUACACAGCGAUUGGUUUGGAGUCGUGCCCGGAGCCCCAAACACCCAACUAUGGCAUCAAACUGGGUGACCGCUAUAUGGUGGGCGAUGUCGUCCAGUUUCAGUGUGAGCAAGGAUACUCUUUGCAGGGGAAUGCAUACAUUACAUGCAUGCCAGGGCCUGUGAGAAGAUGGAACUACCCAGUGCCACUCUGUCUAGCUCAAUGUGGCGGGUCCAUGACUGAGGUCAGUGGUGUAAUUCUGAGCCCCGGGUUUCCUGGCAACUAUCCCAGCGGACUGGACUGCACCUGGACCGUCACACUGCCCAUUGGCUUUGGCAUCCACCUGCAGUUCCUCAACUUCUCCACCGAGGCCAUCCACGACUACCUGGAGGUGCGCAGCGGCAACGCCGAGACCGGCGCCGUCAUCGACCGCUUCAGCGGGCCGCAGGUGCCGCAGCCGUUCUUCAGCACCACCCACGAGACCAGCUUCUUCUUCCACAGUGACUACUCCCAGAACAAGCCCGGCUUCCAGUGCAACUACCAGGCGUACCAGCUGCAGAGCUGCCCCGACCCGCGCCCUUUCCAGAAUGGCAUUGUCAUCGGCGGCGACUUCAGCGUGGGCAUGACGGUGUCGUUCGAGUGCCUGGCCGGUUACUCGCUCAUCGGCGAGGCCUCCCUCACCUGCCUUCACGGGAUCAGCCGCAACUGGAACUUCCCCGUGCCACGAUGCGAAGCUCUCUGUGGAGGGAACAUCACCUCCAUGAACGGAACCGUGUUCUCCCCUGGCCACCCUUCCGAGUACCCCAACUUCCAGGACUGCGUGUGGAACGUCAGGGUUCCGCCCGGCUACGGCAUCUUCAUCAACUUCACCACCCUCAGCACCGAGCCCAUCUAUGACUACAUCACUGUCUGGGACGGCCCUGACCAGAGCUCGCCCCAGAUUGGCCAGUUCAGUGGGAACACGGCCCUCGAGUCGGUCUACACCACGUCCAACCAGAUCCUCAUCAAGUUCCACAGCGACUUCAGCGGCAGCGGCUUCUUCGUGCUCAGUUACCAUGCUUACCAGCUGCGUGUGUGCCAGCCUCCUCCAGAAGUUGCCAACGCGGACGCGCUAAUGGAGGAUAAUGACUUUGAGAUAGGUGAUAUCAUCCGCUACCGGUGCCAGCCUGGCUUCACACUGGUGGGCAGCGAGAUUCUGACGUGCCGUCUGGGGGAGCGACUGCAGAUGGAUGGUCCCCCUCCCACGUGUCAAGUGCAAUGUCCCGCCCAUGAUGUGCGCUUCGACUCGAGCGGGGUGAUCCUGAGCCCGGGCUACCCGGACAGCUACCCCAACCUCCAGAUGUGCUCGUGGAGCAUCAACGUGGAGAAGGGCUACAACAUCUCCCUCUACUUUGAGUACUUCCAGACCGAGAAGGAGUUUGACAUCCUGGAAGUCUUUGACGGCCCCACCACUCACAGCCAGGUGCUGGCCACCCUGAGCGGGGACAUGGCCACGCCCUUCAACCUGACCACCACGGGCCACCAGCUGCUCCUGCGGUGGACAGCGGACCACGGCACCAACAAGCGAGGGUUCCGUAUCCGCUAUGUCGCGCUCUACUGCAGCACGCCGGACUCGCCGCUGCACGGCUCGGUGGCCAGCCAGACGGGCGGCCACGUCAACAGCCAGGUGCGCUGGGCCUGCGACCGCGGCUACCGCCUGGUGGGCCAGGGAUCGGCCGCCUGCAAGAAGACCACGCACGGCUACUACGACUGGGACUCGCCCGUGCCUGCUUGCCAAGCGGUGUCCUGCGGAGUGCCCAAAGCGCCGCUGAAUGGAGGCGUGCUGGCAGCCGACUACUCGGUGGGCACGCGCGUGACCUACUUCUGCAACGACGGCUACCGCCUGUCCUCCAAGGAGCUGACCAGCGCCGUGUGCCAGCCGGACGGCACCUGGAGCAACCACAACAAGAUCCCCCGCUGUUCAGUGGUGGUGUGUCCCAGCAUCGGCUCCUUCUCUCUGGAGCACGGGCGCUGGCGCAUCGUGAACGGCUCGCACUACGAGUACCGCACCAAGAUCAUCUUCACGUGCGACCCCGGCUACUACCGGCUCGGACCGGCCAGCAUCCAGUGCACCACCCACGGAGCCUGGAGCUGGAAGAACGACCGGCCACGCUGCGAGAUCAUCUCCUGCGGGCAGCUCCCCUCCAUGCCCAAUGGGAAGAAGAUCGGCACGCAGACCAGCUUCGGGGCGACGGCCAUCUUCACGUGUGACGUGGGCUUCAUGCUGGUGGGCUCCACCGUGCGCGAGUGUCUGUCUUCGGGCCUGUGGAGCGGCACAGAGACCCGCUGCCUGGCGGGCCACUGCGGGACCCCAGAGCCCAUAGUGAACGGUCAGGUGAUCGGGGAGAACUAUGGCUACAGGGACACGGUGGUGUACCAGUGUAACCCCGGCUACCGCCUCAUCGGCUCCUCCGUGCGCAUCUGCUACCAGGACCACAACUGGUCAGGAGAACUGCCCGUCUGCGUCCCUAUCAGCUGUGGCCACCCGGGCAGCCCCAUCUACGGUCGCACGCUGGGCAACGGCUUCAACCUGAACGACGUGGUGAGCUUCUCGUGCCACACGGGCUACGUGAUGGAGGGCCCGGCGCGCGCCCAGUGCCAGGCCAACCGCCAGUGGAGCCAUCCACCGCCAACGUGUAAAGUGGUCAACUGUUCGGACCCGGGCAUCCCAGCCAACUCCAUCCGGCAGAGCAAGAUCGAGCACGGCAACUUCACCUUCGGCACGGUGGUGUUCUACGACUGCAACCCGGGCUACUACCUGUUCGGCUCGCCCGUGCUCAUGUGCCAGCCCACGGGCCAGUGGGACAAACCUCUGCCGGAGUGUAUCGUGGUGGACUGCGGGCACCCGGGCUCUCCGCCCAAUGGGCUGCUGAUCGGGGACAAGUUCACCUUUGGCUCCACGGUGCGCUACUCCUGCACGGGCGGCCGCAAGCUCAAGGGCGAGUUCUCGCGCACCUGCCAGCUCAACAGCCACUGGAGCGCACCUAUGCCCUUCUGCUCAGGUGACUCUGCGGGGACGUGCGGUGACCCCGGUACCCCGUCCCAUGGCGGCCGGAGCGAUAGCGACUUCCGUAUCCGGAGCAAGGUGCGCUUCAACUGCUCCGUCGGCUACACGCUGCACGGCUCCACCGAGAGGACCUGCUUUGCCAACGGCACCUGGUCCGGCUCACAGCCCUCCUGCAGACCGGUGCAGUGUGGGAACCCGGGGACGCCCAGCAACGGGCGGGUGUUCCGGCUGGACGGCACCACCUUCUCCCACUCGGUCAUCUACUCCUGCAUGGAGGGCUACCUGCUGUCGGGCUCCACCACCCGGGAGUGCCUGGCCAACGGCUCCUGGUCGGGCAGUGCCCCCAACUGCACCAUGAUCCACUGCGGUGACCCGGGCGUGCCCGCCAACAGUGCCCGGCACGGCGAGGACUUCACCAUCGGGCAGAACGUCAGCUUCGUGUGCCAGCUGGGCUACGUGAUGGAGCCUGAGGGGUCUCCCGUCCGCACCUGCACGGGCAACGGCACCUGGAGUGGAAUCAUGCCUGCCUGCCGAGCCGUCACGUGCACGGCACCUCCCGCCAUCUCCAACGGCGUGCUGGAGGGCAGCGACUUCGAGUGGGGCACCAGCGUGAGCUACAGCUGCACGGCGGGCUACGAGCUCUCCUUCCCCGCCUACCUCACCUGCGUGGGCAACGGCUCCUGGCACGGCGAGGUCCCGCAGUGUCUGCCCAAGUUCUGCGGCGAUCCAGGCGUCCCCGCCCACGGCUCACGGGAGGGACGGAGUUUCAUCUACCAAUCAGAGGUCUCGUUCAGCUGUAGUCCGCCCUACAUCCCCGUGGGCAGUACCACUCGUUUCUGCCAGGCUGACGGCACCUGGAGUGGACUACAGCCUCGCUGCAUAGAGCCCACCCGCACCACCUGCGAGAACCCUGGAACGCCUCGCUCCGGCUCCAUGAACAGAACCUUUGGCUUCAAGGUGGGCAGUAUGGUGGCGUUUCAGUGCCAUCCUGGGCAUUUGCUCCUGGGCUCCACCACACGCUUGUGCCAGGUCGACCUCACCUGGAGCGGCACCCAGCCUGAGUGCAUCCCCCACUCGUGUAAGCAGCCAGAGAGUCCUCCGCACGUGUCGGUGUUGGGCAUGGACCUGCCGUCGUUCGGCUACACGCUCAUCUACGCCUGCCAGCCCGGCUUCUUCCUGUCCGGAGGCUCCGAGCACCGCGCCUGCCGCUCCGACGGAACCUGGAGUGGCAAGAUGCCAGUGUGCAGAGCUGGAUCCAAGCUGUCUGAGAAGCCUGUGAAACCGGUUCCAGGGACGCCCAGCCCUAAGCUGAACGUCCCGGACGAUGUCUUCGCUCCCAACUACAUCUGGAAAGGCUCCUAUAACUACAAGGGCAAGAAGCAGCCAAUGACUUUGAGUAUCACAAGCUUUAACACGAGCACGGGUAGAGUUAACGUCACGUUAACCAACAGCAACAUGGAGCUCCUGCUUUCAGGUGUCUACAAGAGCCAGGAAGCGCGUCUGAUGCUUCUUCUGUACGAGGUGAAAACCUCCUCUCACACCACGCUGAGCAAGCUCAAAGAGGAGGCGUGGUCCAUGGACGGUUUUGUGUCGGCAGAACCUGACGGUGCCACCUAUGUCUUUCAAGGCUUUAUACAGGGUAAAGAUUACGGCCAGUUCGGACUGCAAAGACUAGGUCUGAACAUGUCGGAGAGUAAUAACUCGUCCCAUCCACCCCUCGGUACAAACAGUAGCUCUGUGGCCAUAGCAAUCCUUGUGCCUUUUUUCGCCCUGAUAUUCGCAGGCUUUGGAUUCUAUCUCUACAAACAGCGGACUACACCCAAGACCCAGUACACGGGCUGCUCAGUUCACGAAAACAACAAUGGACAGGCCGCCUUCGAGAAUCCCAUGUACAACACCAACGCUAAAUCCGUAGAGGGCAAAGCAGUCCGAUUCGACCCCAACCUCAACACGGUCUGCACAAUGGUAUAAUGAAGUCUGCUCAGUGCAAAAAAAAAAAAAAACCAACAACAAAAUCAAACAAACAAACAAACAAGCAGCAUCUCUUUUUUAAUAUAUAACGACAGUGGUGCAAAAGGCUUUUCGCAGACAUGGAGAGAUUUCGUGACUUAAGACUGGGAGAGGGUCAAGCAGUCAGUUGUGAGUGACCGGCUGCGCUCGUAUUUAAAGCACAUUCUUCAGGAACCGUGAUUGACCAUGUGCAUCUAUCUCGGAGGACACUGGGAUUUUUUUUUUUUUUUUUUUUUCUCAACUUCACGUUCUGGAAGACUUGACUUGACCAGAACUCAGAAAAAUCUUCACAAGAUUCUUGCGUGGAGAGUCCUGCCUCUUAUUUUAUCCGCACUCCGUGAGUGCUUCUUCACAGUUGACUUGGUCUUUUUGAGUGAAAAGAAUCUGUAAAUCUUCUUACAUAUAUACGAGGAGCAUUCACCACCUAUAUUUUUGUGCUAUAUAUAUUACCGAGUGGGGGUCCAGCCCUGGGAAAGGAAACAGAUUCUAUACAGAGUUUAUAGAGAAAAAAAAGAGAGAAAUAGUUCAAAAUAUGCUGUUCACAUGACUGAACGCAACGCAACACAUUAUAAAUUGUUCAUUUCCAGCUGUUGCUUUCUCUUCCUUUCAGCAAAGGGUUCAUUUUUGGGCAUUCGCUUCAGUCUUGAAUGCUUCUGCUGGUUCUUUGUUGUUUCUAAACGAGUGUUAAUAGUGCGUAGGCGUGUUUGUGUGUGCGGAUGACCAAGUGGGUGGUUUGUUGGUUUGACCCCUAAGAAUUAGAAACGAAGUGAUUGAAGCGUGUUUUUAAACAUAUCCAUUUCUUUUUUUAUUGAUGUGACGUGUUUGUGUAUUUCUUUUUAUUUAUUUAUAUUAAUGCUUGCAUCUCCAUGACAACACAUUGGACAACUGUCAGUAUUUUGUACCUGAAGUCUGCAGCAAAAAAAAUGUUGCCAGAGUGAGCAUCAUGUCAUUGGGCUGAUCCCUCACUUGCAGAAAUGUCUGUGUGCUCAGCUAUACAAAGUAUAGCUUCUGUGUGCCAUCACUCAAAUAGCUAUAUUUAAACAUUUUGGAAAAAUUUGAUAAGAUAAUUUGAUAAUUUCAAUCAUUAAUCGCUAUUAUUGUUAUUAUUAUUAUAUAGAAUUUGUAUAAAAUAAAAUGCACUUGGCAUUUCAAUCUUAGUCUUUUAUACAAACCUCAGAACACAUCAAUGAUGGAUAACGCAUGCAUGUGUCUUAUGUACCGUGGCAACAAUGUGAUCAUAAUUAUCCUGUAAAUAAGGGAGAUGAAACAGUAUCCUGCGUCAGUCUAACUUGGCCAUGGCAUUAAGCAUACCCUCCACGGUUUAGAGGUGUACGCUCCGUGCUGCAGCAAGGGUCCACUUUCCACAGUUUCUAGGGAGACGGAUAGGUAAUGACCACACCUGAGUCUGCAUGAACAGUCAGUCCCCAUCUCUGUAUAUUGGCCAUUGUCAGCCAAGCCUCGAAUGAAGAAGCUGGGACGCUUCUCGUUCAAGCUAGCAGGCAGACUUCUACUCCUGGGGAGGCCUCAACGACUACACAGCUGUCAUGGUGUGCACCAUCAUACAUUCAGAUCUCCCGCACCAAAUGACGGUCACUUUAGGGGGGCGAGUCCCCAUCGGACUUGGAGCAGGCUGACGCCACGUUUUCAGGCCCUCGAGCUGUGAGAUUCAUUACAGUGCCUUUUAACGUUCCACUCACCGCAUGUUCUGCAGACGGCGGGGAUGCACAGGCACAUUUGUAGGGAGGGAAGGGGUUAAGACUCCCCUUGCUCUGGAACGUCUGCAGACUUUAGGAGACGAUCCUGACUUGUCCUUGUUCAGUGUCCAUGCCCUUCCCCAUUCAGUUCACCGAAGAGAAGAAUAGCAAGGUAAUUGCGAUUGUGAUUGAGAUUUUUUUUUUUUUCCCUAGAACAAUC